UUCAUUUCCUACAUGAGGCACGUCCACCGAUCGGGGCCCAUCGUCUCCCACUGCAGCGCGGGCAUCGGCCGAUCGGGAACCCUCAUCUGUAUCGACGUGGUCCUGGGUCUCAUCAGUAAAGACGCCGAUUUUGACCUUUCAGAUGUGGUCAGGAACAUGAGGCUUCAGAGGCAAGGAAUGAUCCAGACAGAGGAGCAAUAUGUGUUCUGCUAUCAAGUGAUCCUGUACGUCCUCAGAUGCCUUCAAGCGGAGGAAAACAUCUCUGGAUAGUAGCCGUCGUAAAGAGACUGAGUCACACAGAUCAAAACAAAAGUGGAGAAGCGUUGACACCGGCAGAAAUUGCCAAAUUACAUUCCAUGUUUUUUUUAAAUGCCUUAAAAUAUCCAGUUCCUUGAGAGUACAUCCUUUUAAAGAAGUCUAUAUUUUUAUGUUUUCUUUUUGAGUGCUCUCUCCCUCUAUC
This is a messenger RNA of Pseudoliparis swirei, 460 nucleotides long. RefSeq names its product tyrosine-protein phosphatase non-receptor type 13-like. Gene Ontology annotation, molecular function: protein tyrosine phosphatase activity; phosphatidylinositol 3-kinase regulatory subunit binding. The transcript is spliced from 3 exons. Gene Ontology annotation, cellular component: cytoplasm; nucleus. The record is from RefSeq and is a predicted model, not a curated record. Bases 13 to 270 code for a protein of 85 amino acids. NCBI's taxonomy places the organism in Eukaryota, Metazoa, Chordata, Actinopteri, Perciformes, Liparidae. Gene Ontology annotation, biological process: peptidyl-tyrosine dephosphorylation.